Plasmodium malariae is the source of this 420-nucleotide messenger RNA. RefSeq names its product 60S ribosomal protein L23, putative. Gene Ontology annotation, cellular component: ribosome; cytosolic large ribosomal subunit. The transcript is spliced from 2 exons. Gene Ontology annotation, molecular function: structural constituent of ribosome; large ribosomal subunit rRNA binding. The record is from RefSeq and is a predicted model, not a curated record. Gene Ontology annotation, biological process: translation. Bases 1 to 420 code for a protein of 139 amino acids. NCBI's taxonomy places the organism in Eukaryota, Apicomplexa, Aconoidasida, Haemosporida, Plasmodiidae.
AUGAAAAGAGGGAGAGCGGGAACUUUAAAAAACAAAAUGAGGAUUACCCUAUCACUACCAGUUGGUGCCCUCAUCAAUUGCUGCGAUAACAGUGGAGGAAAAAACUUAUACAUUAUUGCUGUGCAGGGAUUCGGAUCGUGUCUUAACCGACUACCUGCUGCUUCACUAGGAGAUAUGGUACUGGCUACUGUGAAGAAAGGAAAGCCUGAUUUAAGAAAAAAAGUUUUAAACGCAAUAAUUUGUCGUCAAUCAAAAGCUUGGAGAAGGCAUGAAGGAUAUUAUAUUUAUUUCGAAGAUAAUGCAGGUGUUAUUGUUAACCCGAAAGGUGAAAUGAAAGGAUCAGCAAUAACUGGACCUGUGGCAAGAGAAUGUGCAGAGUUAUGGCCUAAAUUAUCCUCGGCUGCUUCAGCAAUUGUGUAA